Molecule: messenger RNA, 4370 nt
Organism: Gasterosteus aculeatus aculeatus (three-spined stickleback)
Lineage: Eukaryota; Metazoa; Chordata; Actinopteri; Perciformes; Gasterosteidae
Product: fibroblast growth factor 6
Molecular function (GO): growth factor activity
Source: RefSeq, a predicted model, not a curated record
AUGGCCGUUGCGCAAAGGCUCCUCGUCAGUAUGUCCUGCGAGGCCGGCACGCCGCACUGGACGCUGACCGCGGUGGUCCUCCUGGGCUUUCUGCUGGGGGUCGUGUCAGCGUACCCGUUACCGAGCAGCAGCAGGACAAACGCAACUUUACUGGAGAGACGAUGGGAGACGCUUUUCUCGCGCUCCGUACUGGGGAUCUCCGGGGAGAAACCGGAGCUCAACUGGGAGAGUGACUAUCUGCUGGGCAUCAAGAGAGUGCGGAGGCUCUACUGCAACGUGGGCAUCGGGUUUCACCUCCAGGUCCUCCCCGACGGCAGGAUAAACGGUGUACAUAAUGAAAACCAGUACAGUCUAUUAGAGAUUUCUACGGUGGACAGAGGAGUGGUGAGCCUGUGUGGGGUGAGCAGCGAGAUGUUUGUCGCAAUGAACAGCCGUGGAAGGUUGUACGGAACGACAGUCUUCCAUGACGAGUGCAAGUUCAAGGAGAGCUUGCUCGCGAACAACUACAACGCCUAUGAGUCUCUGGUCCACAGAGGCUCCUACAUAGCGCUCAGCAAGCAUGGCCGCGUGAAGAGAGGGAACAAGGCCACGACCGCCAUGACUGUAACGCACUUCCUACCCCGGAUAUGAUGAGCGGAAAACGGGCAAUAACAAACUUAUUUGCACAUGUGGAUUAUUUCCCAGGUAACAUAGAUGCCGUAUACGUAGGUACAAACACAGAAGACGACACAGACUGUAAAAGAAAGAAACACCACUAUAUCUGAUAGUAUUUAUUCAAACUUUAUAUGUAUAUUUGGGUAGCUUCCUUUGUAUUAGAAAUGAUGGAGAUGCCAUUCUUUGCUGCUUUUUUGAUUUUGAUCAUUUUGUGACAUGAUGGGGAUGGACAGGUGCCCUUCAUCUCCUCAGUUUCUCUGGGUGCUUGCCGGAAUUGGUGGACCUCUUGCCCUGUCAGUGGAUGACAGUCCACCAAAUGGAUACAUUAUUACCUCAAAGCACCGUUUCCUGAGAAGUAGAAGGGGAAGAAGAAAAAGAAAAAAUGUGUGCAUGAAAUUUCUACAGAGAAGAACGCCUGUUUACUGAAAACGCCUUUUCGAUGUCAUCCAUCGAGGAUUUGAGCGCUUCCCAUUGUCUAAGUUCAACUGUCUCUGUCACUGUCAGGGCAACUAGGGCACUUGCGAAUAUGGCGGUGUGUUUUUUAUGUUCAUGCCUCGUCAUGAGGUGGCGCCUUGAGUUCCUACUUGCGCCCCCCCCCUUGCCCUUGCCCUUGCAUGCGAGAAACACGGAGCUCAAGUCAGAAAUAGGAAUGAAACACAAGUGGUUGCCUCCUCAGACACCACCAGGAGGCCUGAGCCCAAUUCCUAGAGGGCCGGAGGUUUCUCCACUUUAUUUGCUUUCCAUAAUUAGACCAAUUAGGGAAUCAAGACUAUGCUGCACAGGCACCCAGUGGAGGCCGUUGUUAAUAUGGGAAGCUAGAUUUAGAGUCGGCACCCAUCCGCCCCCUAUCAUUUCCAAGGGAGCUUUGACAAUCCCAGGUUUUAUUUACACAAAUGUGACCGGAUCGUCAGGCCAGAUUGAAUGUGCGACUUUUUAGUAAAUAUGUCGGCAUGCGUUACUUUCAAGUCUAAAUGUGGACUUUCUCAGUUUAAGAGCUCCUCGAUUUGAAAGGCUUUCUUUUUUUUUCAUCGUCCGAGGUCAAGGGUGCUUCUGUAACAGAAUAUACAGAAUAUACCAGACCUAUGAAACGAAAUGCCCUCCUGUAUAUUUCCCUUGAGUUCGGUUUCAUUGUCAGAAUCUGUCGCUUCUGGUCUGGAACCUUGACUUCAUAUUUAAAAGUGAAGAUGGGAGUUGUGUGACUUUCACACGGGUUUGAUGAUGUUUGGAGCUUAAAGUCUGGUGUUGGUGUUUCAGUGAACAUCAUUGAGUGCUCAAUUACCUGUAAAAAUGAUGGUUCACUGCAUUCAUUUGAAAUAGUGUAGAUUCUCUGGUUUGGUUUGGAUGGAACUUGAAUUACUUCUGAGUUAAUGAUUCUGGGAUAUGUGAACAAUACUUCAGGUAACUUAGUCCGUCGGACAUUUAGAAGAUGUCGAUCGCGCUCACAGGUCCCAGAUCUUUUAGCGCAUUUUUGAGAUUGGCCGCUGAGUCACAGGAUGGCUUCUUGCAAACAAAGAAAGACGAGCAAUUUUGCCAAACGCAGCGAACCAAAGGGUUAUAAAGGCAACGUUCCUCCGGGCUUUGUGUAUGCAGCAUACCAUACUUGAAUUCAACAACUGCUCAGGCUCCUCUUUCAGAGACGAAGGGGGCGAGGAGAACAAAGAGCGAGCAAAGUUGAAGAUAGCAAUGAUGUGCGGAUGACUUAGAUGGCACUCGGCAUGUGGCACUGGUUGUUUGCUUAACUUGGCGAGGAUGUGAAUAAUGUGGGGUAAAAUACCUGAGCAUCACACUUAGCGGGCCCCUCGUCGGUCGAGGGCCCUGGGAUUCUUGUCCCGCUCAUCUGAGCCAUUUUUGUACCAAGGUCGAAGACCUGUGCUUCCUGGCCUUUGUGUUACUGACCGAGGCACGUUUUCUGGUCCAUCUCGACGGCUUUAGUCGGUCACAGAGCUCUGCGCCUGCUAUUUCAAGACGUGAAUGGUUGUCUUGUACUGUAUAACAAAGACGUGAAGGAUUCUGCACUUUUCUUGUUCUCCCGAGCAGAGUCUUUUUAAUGUGGAAAUGUGGUGUGAGAGAGCUAGAUUUUAUCUUUAUGAUUUUGAGACACGUUUUGCUAUUUCGGCACUUGAUCGGCAAUAUCCUGUCAGUAGCGAACCAGCACUCAGGCCAGUUUGGUGUCAUAUGAUGAAAGAAACAUGCAUGGCUAUUAGAGUUGUAUAGUUAUCAUAUUUCACCUCAUGCCCUUUCGAACAUCACUGCAACGCGUUGACAAAAUGUCUGUGAGCAAUGGUUUACGUGCCCUUUAAGCUCCAGCUUUUAUGUCUAGUGGCAGAGACGACAGAGCGCUAUCUGGAGUCUUUGUAAGCAUGUGUGUAUGUGUGUGUGUGUGUGUGUGUGUCUCUACAUGCAUGUGUCCUGAUGUCCUGUUUCUGCCAAAGCGACAGCAGAGAUGGUAUCAGAUAGAUUUACCUCGAGUCAGGAAUAACGGGGCAGAGUCUGUGCGAGCUGAUGUGCUGUACUCUCUUCACAGGAGGAGAACGAGGCGGGAGGGACGUGUGAAAGAAAAGAAAGCACCGCCUGUGAUUUGAGCGUGUCGUUAUGUAGCAAAAAGUCUACUUAUAGAGAAUCAAAUGCUUCCAGGAAAGGGACACUUGAGGUCAACAAGUUGUGCGGUAAAUGCUGUGAUCCAGGAGAAUGACUUUCUUUUUCUUCCCUUUAGCAUCACAUUACUCAUUGUGAUUUUAUUUAUUGCUUCACUAUGAUCAGAUUUUUCUUCUGAACUGAUUUUGUGGCAGUGAGGAUUUGGCUGGAGAAGUAUUUUUGCUAAUUUGUCAAAAUAUUAAAUAUUAUAAUAUUUAUUUUAUAUAAUAUUUACUGAACAUGGGGUACAUGCUGUUUCCCCGUGCUCAGCUUCCAUCAAAACAAGCUCUCAGAAACACUUGUUUUUGAUGAUAACAUUGUCAUUAUUACGUGAUGUAAUUUCUGAUUUAUUAUGGUAUGUUUCAGAGGACGCUACCGGCACAAGAAGCGAUGAAUCAAGUGGGAAUUGUAAAGUUACAAUGGCUCCCUUCACUAGUAAGGGACACCUGAUACGUUUCGAGAGGCAGAAAGAGGUUGUACGAUACAGUGGAAACUGAGAGCGUGGUUGUCACUGGUACACCAUCCGUUAACACUGACGCCUCCUUAAUGCAGACGGAGAAUGGAUUACGUGUGUGUUCCGCCCUUUGAUUAAGGAUCCAGUGUCUGGAUUUUGCCAUUGUGCUUCUCAUACCUUCAGCUGGUUUUAAAAUGUGUUUCAGGCUCACAGGGAACCGGGGGUCUAUGGAAGGAUCUGGGUUCAAACGUGUGUGUGUGUGUGUGUGUGUGUGUACACGUGAGAGAGCUCCUGAGUGUGUGUGUGUGUGUGUGUCCCUGUGUGCCAGCAGCCUUUGUGUUUCUCUCUCAGUUUUCUAUUCCUGCACUGAGGGUAGAGUGCUUCCUCUGAGUCCCCCUCCUCUUUUUUAACAUAUACCUCACCUUCUGCCUUAGUUCCGAUUAUUGAAAUGAUUGUAAAUUAGUGUGAGACAACAGACUUCUCCAAUCAUUUGUUUCUGAAAAAUACGAUAAUGAGUAACUAAAAUACUAUAUAGCAAAUGGUUUUCUUCUUAUUUUUGUACGUAUGUGCUGUGCACAGCAGUCAACUGUAUUCCUGAGAUGAUAAUAAAAGACCUUUUGUAAAAGCU